This is a messenger RNA of Paramecium octaurelia, 2059 nucleotides long. The record is from the annotation of a GenBank genome assembly. Lineage: Eukaryota; Ciliophora; Oligohymenophorea; Peniculida; Parameciidae.
AUGGAAACUUAAUCAUUUUCCCCAAUGUUGGAUAGAGUUAUGGCUCAAGAAAUCCAGUCAGUUAGUUGGAGUAAGACAAUGGAUGUUUGUGCAAUCCUAUAUGUUAAUAACCAAUUGGAAAUAUGCAGAGUGAGUGAGUAAUUGCAGAGGAUGUUCAUAAUCCAGGAGGACGAUGCCAUCAGCAAUAUAAUAGUGGAAAGUAUUAAGUCUCAUAUAAUUAGGUAUGUUUCUGGCUUACAAUGUUGGAAAUAAACUAUACUUCUAUCACUUGGCUUCUCAUUAAAAAAUCAUUCAAUCCACUCUAAUCAAGAAUUCAGAUAAAAUCACCUAGAUGCUUCUAGUUUAAGUGAACGCAAAAAUAAUUAAAGAGCAGGAAUUAUAAGCAGCCAUAAUUCCUUUAUCGACAACAAACUUGUAUUUUUCAUACUUAAUUAUUAGGAAAAAUUGGCAAAAUCUUUGUUUUCUGAAAUAACAGUAAAUAAACAAUAUCAUAUUCUCAUUAACUAAUAAGUAAAUUGCCUAUAAUUUUAAUGGGAUUCUACAUUUAGGAGAAAUAGAACAUUCAAGCACUACAUAAUUAUUCCAAUUAGAAAAUGAAUUGCAUUGUUUUUCAAAAUAGUUUGUUGAGAUUUACGACAUUGGCUUAUUGAAACAUCAAUAAAUUUUAGUAAGACAUACAUUUUAUCUAGAAAUACAUUUAAUAAUUGAGCUACUUAAAUGAACUGCUUUGUUUCUUAAAAACAUCAAUUCUUUUAAUCAACACCCAAUUACAAGACAUCUUCAAAUGCUAUCAAUUGAACAUAAUAGGCCCUUUGGUAGCUUUUGGACCUUAGGAAACAAUUAAUUAUCACAUUUUACAGUUUUAUCAAAAAGGAAAUUGCCCUCAAGAACUUGUUCAAUUCUUUUAGAAGGAACUCUACAAUACAAAAAUAUUGUAGAAAAUGGAUGAUGUAAUAUACUUAUACAAUGUUAUUAUUUUAGAAUAUCACAAACAGCUUCAAUAAUAUUUAAGAAAUAAUAUAGGAUUCAUUGAUGAAUGUGUUAUCUAGAAUUUUAAUCAUUAUCAACUUCUUCAUUUAAUCAAAAAACAUGUAAGUAUUAAUGUACGAGUUAGGCCUUUUUAUUAAGGAUUACACAAAACUCCUUUUGAAGAAUUAUAAGAAACAAUCUAAAAGAUUUAAAAAGUGUUUAGCAGAUUUUAGAUUGAAUGUCAUUAGACUAAAUUACACUUGAGAAACUUCUUUGUUUGGCUAAAUUUAUGCGCAAUUAAAGCAGGAAAUGAAUAGGAAGUAGAAUGUGAGAAUGUUAAUUCUCCUCUCAAUAAAAUAGAAGUAGAUCUGUCAAAAUUAUUUGAUUUCUUAAAAGAUAACCAUUUAUUUUAGUUAAGAAAUCUAUAAUGUUUCUAUUAAGAAAAAAUAUGUAUCCAACUUGUUUAAUUUAAAUAGCACCAAAAACAUUUUUUACUAAGGUAGUUGUGUAGAAAAACGUGGAGUUCAAAUAAACUGAAAAUGUUACUAAGAUAUUAAAGAAUGUUUUUAGAGAUAGUUAUAUAGACAACAUUUAAUAAAAAUAAAAUAAAAUAGAAUAAGAGGAUUCUUUUGUAACUGUCAAUUCAUUAGUUCGAUAAUUGCAAAAUUAUUUAGAUAAGAUAUCCAUCAACUUGAAACCUCAACUUAUAAACAAAAUCAACAUUGAUCUUUCAAGUUCAAUAAUCAGAUUUUCUGAGCAAUCGGAAAAUUCAUACAUGGUAUCAGUUUUAAUCAACAAUUCAAUUGUUUAAUAUACAUAUUAAUCAAAGAGUUUUUAACAAUUACAUUAGAUUCAAUUCAACCAUAAAUAUAUCAAAGAACUAUAAUACUUUGAUGGAAAACUUAUCAUUUUGAGUACAAACCAUUAAGACAAUUAACUUUAACAAUAAUUAACAGCAUAUAUUUCAUCAGAAGAUUUGGAAACUCAAAAUAAAUUUGAAUGCCACUCAAUCAAAGACCUGUAAGUAAGCAAGAAAGGACUUAUAUCAAUAAUUAUAGAUUCUAAAAAAUUAAUUAUUCUUUCCAUUUGA